GGUCUUCAGAGGGCAUGAGACAGGCCCUGCAAAGACUAGAUUUUGGUGUGUGUGUUUGUGUGUGUACUAUUGUAUUGAAGGAUGUUGAGUUUCAAAAACUCAUAAAUAUUUACUUUGGAGAGAUAAAGGUUAACAAAAAGCCAUAACCCAAAAAGCAAAUAAAGGGAAAAAACAGACCAAAAAUCAAAUAAGGUUUGUUUUCUUCACAUAGUAGUAGUAGUAGUAGUAGCCAUAAGCAAAAGGAAAGGAAAGCAAAGCAAAGAGAUAGAUAGAGACACACAUGAAAGAAUCAAAAAGUUGCAAAGUAAAGGAGAGAUAUAUCUGAGAAAAAGACUUGUCCCUUCUUGUAGCAACUUAGAUAUACUUUGACAAGAAAGCUUUGAUCUUUUUCACUCUCUCUCUCUCUUUCUCUCUAUUUCUUGAGUUGGGUUUUGCUCCAAUUAGAGCUUUAUUUACAACUCAAAACCAAACUGAGUUUCUUUAUUGAAGAAAUGAAGAGAAUGGUCUAAACAUAUUCGAGUCUUUGCAUGGCUAGCCACGGAAUUGGAGGGACGGGUUUAUCAGACUCAGGUCCUUCUAAUCACCAUCUCUCUUAUGCAGCUGCUCUUCAUGGAAUCAACACUUCUACAAACUUCAUGAAUCAAGAAGGAUCUGCUUUUGAUUUUGGAGAGCUAGAAGAAGCUAUUGUUCUGCAAGGAGUUAAGAUUAGGAAUGAUGAAGCUAAAGCACCUUUAUUUACGGUAACAGGCAGACCUGCUGCUACUCUGGAAAUGUUCCCUUCAUGGCCAAUGAGAUUCCAACACACACCAAGAGUAGGAAGUUCAAAGUCAGGAGGGGAGAGUACUGAUUCAGGAUCAGCAGUAAACACUCUUUCAAGCAAAGCUGAUGCCCAGCUAGAGCCAGAAUCUCCUAUUAGUAAAAAGGCAUCUUCAGAUCAUCAAGGUUUUGAUCAGAAGCAUCUGCAGCUUCAACAGCAACAGCAACAACUAGAGAUGGCAAGUGAUACCUCAAGAACAGGAGGCGGAGGACCCUCAGAACUGAAUCCAUCACCUGCCAAAACACCACAAGAAAAGAGGAAAGGUUCGACAUCAGAGAAACAGCUUGAUGCUAAGACACUCAGACGUUUAGCUCAAAACAGAGAAGCUGCAAGGAAGAGCCGCCUUAGAAAGAAGGCCUAUGUGCAGCAGCUAGAAAGCAGUAGAAUCAAGCUUACCCAGUUAGAGCAAGAUCUCCAAAGAGCCCGCCAGCAGGGACUGUUCUUAGGUGGCUGUGGUGGUGCCGGUGGCAAUUUAAGCUCUGGAGCUGCAAUAUUUGAUAUGGAGUAUGCAAGAUGGUUAGAGGAAGAUCAUAGGCACAUGUCAGACCUCCGGACAGGAUUGCAAGCACAUUUAUCAGAUGGUGACCUGAGGGUUAUAGUAGAUAGAUACAUUUCACAUUAUGAUGAGAUUUUCCGACUGAAGGGGGUGGCUGCUAAAACUGACGUUUUUCACCUUAUCACCGGAAUGUGGUCGACUCCGGCAGAGCGUUGCUUCCUCUGGAUGGGUGGUUUUAGGCCAUCAGAACUCAUAAAGAUGUUAAUGACUCAGUUGGACCCAUUAACAGAACAGCAAUUUAUGGGGAUUUACAGCCUCCAACAAUCCUCACAACAGGCAGAAGAGGCUCUCUCCCAAGGCCUAGAGCAGCUCCAGCAGUCUCUAGUUGACACCAUUGCCAGUGGGCCAGUCGUUGAUGGCAUGCAGCAAAUGGCAGUGGCACUUGGCAAGCUUGCCAAUCUUGAAGGUUUCGUUCGUCAGGCUGAUAAUUUGAGACAGCAAACACUUCACCAACUGCGCCGGAUAUUAACAGUAAGACAGGGGGCUCGGUGUUUUCUGGUGAUCGGAGAGUACUAUGGGCGGCUACGAGCACUUAGCUCCCUCUGGGCAUCUCGUCCUAGAGAGUCGAUGAUGGGGGAUGAUAAUUCAUGCCAAAUCACAACUGAUCUACAAAUGGUUCAACAGUCUCAAAAUCAUUUCACAAACUUUUGAUGAAGAUGACAAAAAGCCAACACACAGCUGCAUGCAUGCAUAAGUGCUUUAAAUAUAUAUAUAUAUAUAUUCUUGUAUUUUAUCAAUCAAUAUUUUGAUGUAAAUGACAUACAUGCGCUGUUAUAGGGUUUCUUAAUUUGAGGUACUUUUAGAGGAGAUAGGAUUUUUUUCUUUUCUUUUUUCUCUUUUCUCUUCAUCUCUUUUGCCUUUAUUAAUAUCUUCACAUUUUAAAUAUUUUUAUGUCAUCUUGUAAAUGUAAAUCAAUUUUAUAUGUGCA
Molecule: messenger RNA, 2301 nt
Organism: Ricinus communis (castor bean)
Lineage: Eukaryota; Viridiplantae; Streptophyta; Magnoliopsida; Malpighiales; Euphorbiaceae
Product: transcription factor TGA9
Exons: 13
Coding region: 528-2024 (498 amino acids)
Biological process (GO): DNA-templated transcription; regulation of DNA-templated transcription
Molecular function (GO): DNA-binding transcription factor activity; sequence-specific DNA binding
Source: RefSeq, a predicted model, not a curated record